AUACACGUAUGGCAACAAAAUCUCAAUGCCUCACUUACGGCACAGCACUCCCUCCUUAAUAGCCCGAUAGCCUGUGACUGGGACAUAGUAGCUUUACAAGAGCCCCAUAUUAACUCACUGAAGAACACUGUCUCAUCCCCAUACUUCCAUGCCAUAUACCCC
This is a messenger RNA of Suillus paluster, 162 nucleotides long. RefSeq lists its product as uncharacterized. NCBI's taxonomy places the organism in Eukaryota, Fungi, Basidiomycota, Agaricomycetes, Boletales, Suillaceae. The transcript has a single exon. The annotation marks the transcript as partial. The record is from RefSeq and is a predicted model, not a curated record.